Molecule: messenger RNA, 1929 nt
Organism: Vespula pensylvanica (western yellowjacket)
Lineage: Eukaryota; Metazoa; Arthropoda; Insecta; Hymenoptera; Vespidae
Gene: tex
Product: THO complex subunit 3
Exons: 2
Coding region: 122-1090 (322 amino acids)
Biological process (GO): mRNA export from nucleus
Cellular component (GO): THO complex part of transcription export complex
Molecular function (GO): protein binding
Source: RefSeq, a predicted model, not a curated record
UUAAUAUUGACUAGAACUCUCAGAUCGGUUAGUUUAUACUGAUUUAACCGGUAAACUUCAAUCUUCGUUGAUUCAAGUCAAUGCAUUCCUGUGAUUCGCAGGGACGAGUAUGUAAACAAACAUGGCGACUUCUAGUCCACGCGUGGAAGAUUUGAUAAAUUAUUUUAAAUCGCAUAACAAAAUUAGAGAGCAACAAAGUCAUUCGGCUAAGGUUCAUAGCGUUGGAUGGAGCUGUGAUGGAAAAUUAUUAGCUUCAGGUUCCUUUGACAAAUCCGUUUGUAUAUUUUCUCUUGGACCAGACCGAUUAAAACAAGAAAUAACUUUUAGAGGACAUGGAGGUAGUGUAGAUCAAUUGUGUUGGCACGCAUUUUGUCCGGAAUUACUAUCAACUGCAAGUGGAGAUAAAACCGUUCGUAUUUGGGAUACAAGAACCCAAAAAUGUACUGCUAAUAUCAGUACUAGAGGGGAAAAUAUUAAUAUAUCAUGGUCACCUGAUGGUAAUACCAUAGCUGUUGGAAAUAAGGAAGAUCUUGUAACAUUCAUUGAUGCCAGAGUUAUGAAAAUACGUGCCGAAGAACAAUUUAACUUCGAAGUGAAUGAGAUUUCAUGGAAUAAGGAUUCUGAUACAUUUUAUUUAACAAAUGGUCAAGGCUGUGUACAUAUUCUUAGCUAUCCAGAAUUAGAAUUAUUACAUGUGAUAAAAGCACAUCCAGGAACGUGUAUAUGCAUAGAAUUUGAUCCAACUGGACGUUAUUUUGCAACUGGCUCUGCGGAUGCAUUAGUGUCUUUAUGGGAUGCAGAUGAAUUGUGUUGUUUAAGAACAUUCUCAAGAUUAGAAUGGCCAGUAAGGACAAUAUCCUUUUCCUAUGAUGGACAAUUAUUAGCAGCAGCAUCAGAGGAUUUAGUUAUAGAUAUUGGUGAGGUAGAAACAGGAGAGAAGAUAGCUGAUAUUCCAGUUGAAGCUGCAACAUUUACUGUUGCUUGGCAUCCAAAACAAUAUUUACUUGCUUAUGCUUGUGAUGAUAAAGAUACAUAUGAUAGGAAAAGAGAUGCUGGUAGUUUAAAAGUAUUUGGAUUUGCUAAUGACUGAACUACAUUUAAAUAGUUUUAUAAUUUUAUGAUAAAAAUAUUUUUAUCUAUUCAUUUUUUGUUUAUCUGUUAGGUAAUAUUAUUUUACCUAAGUAGAUAGGAUAAUCUGUAUAAUAAUAGUUAUACAAAGAAACUGAACAAAAUAAGUAAAUUAUUAUAUUGAUCUAUUAUAAUAUUUUUAUUAAUUUCCAUAAUGAGUUUUUAAAAGCAAUUCUGCUGCUUUAUCAAUAAUAUCAGGAUGACAAAAUGUAUUGACGAUAUCUUUUGAUAAUUGAGAGAAUAGUUCUGUCUUAUUUACAGAAAUCACAGAUGCAGGUAUAUUUGUUUGCGAUAGUUCAUCAAUACUAGUUAAAAAUCUUUCCCUUUUAAAUUUUAAUAAAUCUUGUAAUUCUGAUUGCUCCAGAUUAUGAAGUAAUUUCACAAAAAAAGGAUACUUUACAGAUAAAUCUUCAACAGUCCAUACCAAAUUUUGUACUCUCUUUGUAUCUGAUAACUUUUCACUAUCAAUUUGUUUACAUUCUAAGAGAGUGUUUUCCAACUAACAAUAAAAAAAAAAUUGUUAAUACAAGUGCUUUGAAAAUUUUUAAUUAUGAUAUAAUUAUACAUUAAAUCAAGAACUUACUAUUUUCAUAUUUUGAGAAAGAGAACAAUGUAUUUCCUCAGGAUUGUCACAUACUUUUUUACCAAUUCUGUUAACAAUUAAUUUAACAAGCGCUUCCUUAAGGCGUGCUUUAUUGUCUGUCUGUAGAGGUAACCAUAUAUUGACACUUACAGUCAAAUCCAAGGAUUCUACAUAGUGCCACCAACCUUUUGGAACAAAUAAAACAUCUCCUUUUUCAA